Molecule: messenger RNA, 825 nt
Organism: Spinacia oleracea (spinach)
Lineage: Eukaryota; Viridiplantae; Streptophyta; Magnoliopsida; Caryophyllales; Amaranthaceae
Product: glycine-rich cell wall structural protein 1.0-like
Exons: 2
Coding region: 1-825 (274 amino acids)
Source: RefSeq, a predicted model, not a curated record
AUGUUAGCCGAGUUAGUCCAAGAUUCUAGGAAAAAGAAAGAUGUAAGUGAGAACGAGGGCGCAUCGAUGAUCAAGAUUUUUUCAUCUCUCAACCCACCCUCCUAUGAUGGCAAGCCUGAUCCAAUUGAGUUCGAAGAUUGGAUAAGUCGCAUAGUACUUUUCCAUUCCCAUUCCCUAACACCUCUAAAAAAUGUUGACCACCAUUCAACUACCUUAACCAACUUGAACCACCACCUAGCCUCCACCACCCCCACACGGACCUCACCUCACUCAGCCACCAGAUCAACCACCGAUAUCACCCUCACCGGCGUAGCUUCACUACGACACCCUCACCGACAUCUCUCUAUCACCGACAAAGGGAGAAGGAGAGGGAAGGGCAGCGAAGAGGAGAAAAGGAGACGGAGGGGGCGGAGGGGGCGGGGGCGGGGGAGGGGCGGCGGCGAUAGAGAGAGAAGGAGAGGGAAGGCCGACGAAGAGGAGAGAAGAGGCGGGGGAGGGGCGGCAGCGACAGAGGGAGAAGGAGAGGGAAGGGUAGCGAAGAGGAGAGAAGAAGGCGGGGGAGGGGCGGCGGCGACAGAUGAAGAAGGAGAGGGAAGGUCGGCGAAGAGGAGAGAAGAAGGCGGAAGGGGCGGGGGAGGGGCGGCGGCGACAGAGGGAAAAGGAGAGGGAAGGCCGGCGAAGAGGAGAGAAGGAGGCGGAAGGGGCGGGAGAGGGUCGGAGGCGACAGAGGGAAAAGGAGAGGGAAGGCCAGCGAAGAGGAGAGAAGGAGGCGGAAGGGGCGGAGGCGGGUCGGCGGCGACAGAGGGAGAAGGAGGGGGGCGGUGA